Equus caballus (horse) is the source of this 3953-nucleotide messenger RNA. It is a transcript of the gene RASAL3, whose product is annotated as RAS protein activator like 3. NCBI's taxonomy places the organism in Eukaryota, Metazoa, Chordata, Mammalia, Perissodactyla, Equidae. Gene Ontology annotation, biological process: regulation of GTPase activity. The record is from RefSeq and is a predicted model, not a curated record.
CAGGGUCACGUGGAGUUGCGUUUCGCGGAGGAAGCCAGGCAGGGUGCAGACGGCUGCUGAUUCUGGGGCUGGUCAGGAAAUCAAGGAGAAGCCCCGUCAUGGACCCACCGUCGCUGAGCCAGGCCUCCCAAGCCCAGUGUGCAGCCCCAGCACCACUGACCUCCUACCGCUGGCACACAGGGGGCGGUGGGGACAAGGGGGCUGGUGGGUUCCGCUGGGGCCGCCUUGGGGGCUGGGGAAGGGCGCUGAGCCACCAGGAGCCCACAGCCAGCAGCCAGCCAGCCCCUCGCUCGCUGUUCCGUCGUGUCCUCUCUGCACCCCCCAAGGAGUCGCGCACGAGCCGCCUCCGGCUAUCCAAGACCCUCUGGGGGAGGCAGAAGAGCCCACCGCAGGACUCAGAGCCAGAGGCCCCAGAGCCCGAGCCCGAGCCGGAGGCCCCCGCCCCACAGAUCCCUGAGGCCCCCACACCCGAUGUGCCCAUCUGGAACAUUGGGGCCUUCACUCUGCUCGAUGGCAGGCUGGUGCUGCUGGGUGGUGAGGAGGAGGGUCCUCGCUGCUCACGGGUUGGGAGUGCUAGCUCUGAGGGCAGCAUCCAGGCGGCCAUGGGGAACCUCAGGGAUCCAGAUCGGACUCCUGGAAAGACCGAGGCAGAGGCUGCUGGCCCCAACCAGGUCCACAAUGUUCGGGGGUUGCUCAAGCGACUGAAAGAGAAGAAAAAGGCCAGGUCGGAGCUGGGAGCCAAUGCCUCCCGGGAUGGACCCCCCAGUGCUCUGGGCUCUCGGGAAUCGCUGGCCACACUCUCCGAGCUGGACCUGGGCGCCGAGAGGGAAGUGCGGGUCUGGCCUCUGCACCCCAGCCUCCUGGAGGAGCCGCACUGCUUCCAGGUAACGUGGGCGGGCGGGAGCCGCUGUUUCUCCUGUCGCUCGGCCGCUGAGAGAGACCGCUGGAUCGAGGACCUUCGUCGCCACUUCCAGCCCAGCCAGGACAACCUGGAGCGGGAAGAGACGUGGCUGAGCGUGUGGGUGCACGAGGCAAAGGGGCUGCCCCGGGCCGCGGCGGGGGCGCCGGGCGUGUGCGCCGAGCUUUGGCUAGACGGCGCGCUGCUGGCGCGCACGGCGCCGCGGGCGGGGCCGGGCCAGCUCUUCUGGGCCGAGCGCUUCCACUUCGAGGCGCUGCCGCCGGCACGACGGCUGUCAUUGCGGCUGCGCGGCGCGGGCCCGGGUGGCCCGGUGCUGGGCCGCGCGGCGUUGGCCCUGGAAGAGCUGAGCGUCCCCCGCGCGCCCGCCGCCGGCCUGGAGCGCUGGUUCCCGCUGCUUGGGGCGCCCGCGGGCGCGGCGCUGCGGGCGCGGAUCCGGGCGCGGCGCCUGCGCGUGCUGCCGUCCGAGCGCUACAAGGAGCUGGCGGAGUUCCUCACUUUCCACUACGCGCGCCUCUGCGGGGCGCUCGAGCCCGCGCUGUCCGCGCAGGCCAAGGAGGAGCUGGCGGCGGCCAUGGUGCGCGUGCUGCAGGCCACCGGCAGGGCGCAGGCACUGGUGACAGACCUGGGCACCGCGGAGCUGGCGCGCAGUGGAGGCCGUGAGGCGCUGCUGUUUCGGGAAAACACGUUGGCCACCAAGGCCAUCGACGAAUACAUGAAGCUGGUGGCACAGGAUUACCUCCAAGAGACUCUGGGGCAGAUCGUGCGGCGUCUCUGUGCCUCCUCUGAGGACUGUGAGGUGGACCCCAGCAAGUGCCAAUCCGCAGAGCUACCCCAGCACCAGGCGAGACUGCAAAACAGCUGUGAGGAGGUCUUCCAGAGCAUCGUCCGCUCCCACGACUGGUUUCCAGCUGAGCUGGGCACCGUGUUCUCCGGCUGGCGAGAAGCAUGCAAGGCACGUGGCUCUGAGGCGCUGGGCCCUCGACUGGUGUGUGCCUCUCUCUUCCUGCGGCUCCUGUGUCCUGCCAUCCUGGCACCCAGCCUCUUUGGCCUGGCACCAGAGCACCCAGCACCUGGCCCAGCCCGCGCCCUCACGCUGAUCGCCAAGGUCAUCCAGAACCUCGCCAACCGUGCCCCGUUUGGUGAGAAGGAGGCCUACAUGACCUUCAUGAAUAGCUUCCUGGAGGAUCAUGGACCAGCCAUGCAACGCUUCCUGGACCAAGUAGCCAUGGUGGAUGUGGAUGCGGCACCCAGUGGUUACCAGGGCAGCAGUGACCUGGCCCUCCAGCUUGCGGUCCUGCAUGCACAGCUUUGUACCAUCUUUGCUGAACUUGACCAGGCGACUCGUGACAGCCUGGAACCGCUGCCCACCAUCCUGCAUGCCAUUGAGGAGGGCCGGCCUGUGCCUGUGUCUGUGCCGAUGCGCCUCCCACCACCCCCGGCCCAGGUCCACUCCAGCUUCUCUGCAGGGGAGAAACCCGGCUUCCUGGCCCCUCGGGACCUCCCCAAGCACACCCCUCUCAUUUCCAAGAGCCAGUCCCUGCGCAGCGUCCAGCGCGCAGGGAGUUGGGCCCGGCAGCGGCCAGACGAGGAGAGACCCCGGAGGCUGCCCAGGCCGGUGCAGCGCACGCAGAGCGUCCCGGCUGGCCGCCCCACUCGCCGCCGCCCGUCUGCAGGGCCCAGGCCGCGACCCCAAGGCUCCGUACGCACGGGCCCCGUGCCCCGCGGCCGGCCCUGGACCGGAGCCUCGGCCUCGCUACCACGGAAGCCAUCGGUGCCCUGGCAGCGCCAGCUGGACCAGCCACGAGACAGAGACCAAGCGCUGGGCACGCACCGACCUAUGGGCAAGCUGGCAGAGCUGCAGUGCGAGGUGGCCGCGCUGCGCGAAGAACAGAAGACGCUGUCCGGCCUGGUGGAGUCGCUGAGCACCGACAUCCGGGCGUUGACCGAGCAGCAGGAGCAGCUUCGGGGCCAGCUGCAGGAGCUGGACUCCAGGCUCCGUGAAGGGACGUCGCAGUUGGAUCCGGGGCACCAUCCUCCAAGCAGUGAGGACCACCGGCUGAAAAGUCUGGAGCGCCGCCUAGCGGAGCUGGAGAAUGCUCAGGUCCAGCUGAGGGAUGCCGUCCAGAACCUGCAGCUUCUUCCCAGGACAUCAGGAUCCCGGAGCCAGCCCCUAGCCCUCAAAGCACCAUGCGUCAACGGAGACACCACCUGAGCUGCCCAGGCGGUCCCACGUGGUCUGGGAACAGAGAGAGAGCCCUCUUAGGGGUCUGUCCGAGCCCUGCCUCAGCCCAGCGUGGCCUCCAGUGGGGAGUGGAGCUUUAGGUGCUAACCAGUCUAGCACCAUGAGGUUGCCCAGUAAAAUCUUGAUUUCAGUAAAAUUGAUGGUUUUUUUGCCUCGAAGUGUUGCCAGUCACAAGGCACCCCUCCAGCAUUCAGCUCUCCCGAAUUCUCCCCUAAUUGGCAGUCUCAGGGAGAGCCCAUGUAAGGAGACUUUCGCCAGGGGUGUGACCUUAGGCCUUGACCCUCUCAGAGCCUCCAUCUCCUCAUCUGUAAACUGAACCUCAAGUUCUUACACAGUACAAGACCCAUAGUUUAAAGUGUUCCAUAAAAGGUAUUCUUCAUUGCUAGGGGCAGUGCCUGCUUCUCAAUGGAGCCCAGAUCCCACCUACACUAACCCCCCACCCCCCGGCCCCAGAUGAGAGCAUCUCCCUAGGCCCCCAGUCCCCACACCAGCUCCCUCAUGGCAGGGAGGGCGUGGGUCCAGGAGGCAGAGGAAGGAAGGGGCAGGUGGGUGUGGAGAUGGGUGAGCUCUGUGGGUGUUGGUUGGGUAAGUGAGUGGGCAUUUGAAUUAUGGGUGAGUGGAUGGGUGAAGAGUGGGCUGGAUGGGACAAUAGGUGAUGACUAGGUUGACAUUUGCUGGAUGUGGCCCUGGUGGAUAAGUAAGUAAGUGGUUAGCUGGAAUGGAUAUGUCUGCCUAGAAAAGGCCUAGAUCAUAGUAGGAAAUAAAUACCUGAAUUCAUUGAGUACACGGUUA